UCCUUAUUGCAACAGUCUCAGCGUUAUCUUUAUUGUAUACAAUAAAAAAGUAGAAAAUUUAUCGUUUGCAAUUAUUAAUAUAAGACGAAACUCUGAGUAAUGUUGAAUAUAACGUACGAUUAACAUAUUACGAAGAAACAAAAUUUGUACACAAAAUGAAAAUUCGCUCAUGGUAGCCUUUAAGAGUUAAAAAUGGGAUAAAACCAGUGCAAAAGAAACGAUAGAGAAAUAAUAAGCGAACAACCAAAUUAAAAGAGAAAAAGAGCGAAAAGGAAAGGAGAAAAUUAGAAGAGCAAAAGAAAGGAAGUUGGAGUAGAAAAGUAAGAAAAGUCUUCCGUCAUCGAAUGGCUCAUCUAAUAUGGCUUUUUGUAGAUAAUAAGAGGCGCGUGAAACGCGCCAAUCCUUCCGCGAUUUUUCACUUGUUUUCCUCUUUCGACCGAUCUCUGUGUACGGUAUAUAUUUAUUGACGAAAACGACCAUGCAAAAUCGAGAGAAAGCAUCGAAUUUUUCCAUGAACGCCACUGAGUUUCGGUUUAGAAGCUUAUUUCGACGUGAACGAGAGGAUGUUGAACCAAAUUUCCAUGAUGUACGGUCGAGGCACACGCGCAACUAACGAGGCGACGACCACUGUAAUCGUUUCGAUUCUUUGCUCUAUAAGGUAUCAUUUUGUAUGCUUAUCGCUGGAACAAUGUGGAUGCACAUUUUUAUAGACACAUAUUUUUUUGAGAAAAUCACUGAAGAAAUUGAAUAAAAAUGGAAAUUCGUUUCAUUUACUAGAUAUCAUAAUGGUUCUUAAUUUCUUCGUUAAAAUGAAGAGGCAAAGAAAAAAUGAGACUUCUGGGUUGAUUUUGGAGAGACUAUUUGAUUUCAUAUAUUCAUUAUCCUCUUUGAGUAUCGUACUUCUUACGAAAUAUAUCUAA
This is a messenger RNA of Bombus pyrosoma, 920 nucleotides long. RefSeq lists its product as uncharacterized. The record is from RefSeq and is a predicted model, not a curated record. Lineage: Eukaryota; Metazoa; Arthropoda; Insecta; Hymenoptera; Apidae.